UUACCGGCUUGUUUCUCUCUCCAACGCCUAAGCCUCCGCCCCCACGAAAAACAAUAGCAGAAAUCACAAAUCACAAAAUCCACAUCCCCAGUCUACGAACAUCAUCCACUCGAUCCCAAUUCCCAAUCAGAUCAGAUUAAAUUAAGGUGCCGCAGCGCCGAAUCAUUCUCCAAUUAGCCCUCCCCAAUUCGUCUUCUCUCUUUUCAUCGUCUCGCGUGCUUCUCAGCGAGCCCUAGCAAAGCGUACAUUUCCUUUUUUCUCUGGUGUUCUUGCGAUAGGAAAUGAGUUCAUUAGAUGCAACAAGAGCGGAGCUUGCUUUGUUGGUAUUGUACCUCAACAAAGCCGAGGCUAGGGAUAAGAUUUGCAGGGCUAUUCAGUAUGGGUCAAAAUUUUUGAGCAAUGGACAGGCAGGCACUGCACAGAAUGUUGACAAAUCAACUAGCUUAGCAAGGAAAGUUUUUCGACUUUUCAAGUUUGUGAAUGAUUUGCAUGCUCUGAUAAGUCCUCCUGCUCAAGGGACCCCUCUUCCUCUCAUAUUAGUUGGAAAGUCUAAAAAUGCUCUACUAUCAACUUUCUUAUUCCUGGAUCAAAUUGUCUGGGCUGGAAGAACUGGGAUAUACAAGAACAAAGAACGCGCAGAACUGAUUGGUAGGAUAUCCCUGUUCUGCUGGAUGGGUUCUUCAGCUUGCAGUACUCUAGUCGAGCUAGCAGAGCUUGUGAGAUUAUAUAACUCCAUGAAAAGGUUAGAGAAGGAGCUGAAAGGAGAAGAUAAACAUGGAAAUCCACAAUACCUGGUAAAGGUCAAGCAGUCAAAUGAGAGGCUUCUGUCUUUGAUCAAAUCAUCUAUGGAUAUAGUGGUUGCUGUUGGGCUGCUUCAACUGGCUCCCAAGAAGGUUACUCCUCGUGUUACUGGAAGCUUUGGUUUCAUUACCUCCCUCAUUUCUUGUUAUCAGCUACUUCCUGCUCUUGCAAAGUCGAAGGCUACAUGAGAAGGCAGGGCAGAUACUUUUUAGUACAGGUUCUAAUGGGAAAGAUGCUAUUUCAUGCAAACAUGUUGAUGAUCUGUAUAAUUGUAGAAUAAUUGCUUUUUUAUGUUUUCUCACUGGACUUGCUACAGAACAAAUUAGGCUUUCAUUUGUUCUUCCUUUAAAUAAGUUGUAUAAGCAAAAACCAUUUUCAAUUGUGCCACAGCAAACACGUAGGCUUCGUUUGGGACCGUUUUUUUACUGUUUCUUAAAGUAGCUAGUUUCUUGGGAUGAACUAGCGAGCUGUUGCAUUUGUUGAAAAGGGUAAACUUGCUCAUUAAAUAUUA
Molecule: messenger RNA, 1312 nt
Organism: Dendrobium catenatum
Lineage: Eukaryota; Viridiplantae; Streptophyta; Magnoliopsida; Asparagales; Orchidaceae
Product: peroxisomal membrane protein 11C
Exons: 9
Coding region: 282-989 (235 amino acids)
Biological process (GO): regulation of peroxisome size; peroxisome fission
Cellular component (GO): peroxisomal membrane
Source: RefSeq, a predicted model, not a curated record